This is a messenger RNA of Nicotiana tabacum (common tobacco), 1374 nucleotides long. RefSeq names its product myb family transcription factor PHL7. Lineage: Eukaryota; Viridiplantae; Streptophyta; Magnoliopsida; Solanales; Solanaceae. The record is from RefSeq and is a predicted model, not a curated record. Gene Ontology annotation, molecular function: DNA-binding transcription factor activity; DNA binding.
AUUAAUUAUAUUUUUCCUCUUAAAUAAAUAUUCCAGAAAUUUAAAAAAAUAAAAUCACUUCGCACUCAAAAAGAGAGAGAGAGAACCAAAUUCGCAGAUCUCAUCAAAAAGGAAAACGAAGAGAGAUCUUUUACAGCUCUGUAAGAUUGUCAAAUUGAAAGUGUACGUAAAUGUUACCCAUGCAUUACUAUUCAGAUGUGUGCAUAUCUGGCUAAAGGCGUCCCAGUUCAAGCUUAGUUCAUAAAAGCGUUACAGUGCGUAUAGUCAGAUAUUAGGCUGGUGGCAACACAAUGGAGCCAAUAAAUCCUAGUCUUGCUGGAAAGCAACGAUUGCGUUGGACCCAUGAGCUUCAUGAACGUUUCGUUGAUGCCGUCGCACAACUUGGUGGCCCGGACCGUGCUACUCCUAAAGGUGUUCUUCGAGUCAUGGGUGUGCAAGGGCUAACUAUUUACCAUGUAAAAAGCCAUUUACAGAAAUAUCGACUUGCUAAAUACCUUCCAGAUUCCUCAUCUGAUGGGAAAAAUUCUGACAAGAAAGAAUCAGGGGAUAUGCUUUGCAGUUUGGAUGGUUCAUCCGCCGGUGUGCAGAUAAAUGAGGCUCUAAAACUGCAGAUGGAGGUGCAAAAGCGACUACAUGAGCAACUGGAGGUUCAAAGACAACUACAGCUUAGAAUUGAAGCACAAGGAAAGUACUUGAAGAAGAUAAUCGAAGAACAACAACGGCUAAGUGGAGUCCUCUCGGAAGUUCCUGUUUCUGGGGUCACUCCACCAGCAGCUGAAAAUGGUCCGGAAUCCGAUAACCGGACUGAUCCAGGGACUCCUGCACCAACAUCCGAGUCUCCUCUCGUUGAUAAGCCCGUACAAGAACAUGCUCCUACCAAGAGCCUAUCUAUCGAUCAAUCAUUCUCCUCCUCGCAACAUGAGCCUCUUACUCCAGAUUCUGGUUGCCGCGAGACUUCUCCAAUAAACAGCCCGGAAGGUGAAAGAUCAUCAAAGAAACAAAGAGUAUGCGCAUUUACUAAAGCAGAUACGCUACUUCCCCACCAGAUUUUGGAAUCAAGCUUGAGCUCACAAUACCAGCAAUCAAAUCCAGUAGUUUUCCUGGCGAGCGAUCAGUUCAAUCUUUCAUCAGGAUUGACUCUUGGCAAUGAAGGUUCAAAAAUUUCUGGAAGUAACAUGUAAGUUACGUCAUAUUUGCAUGAUGCAUGUGCAAUAGAACUUCAAUUCAACUACUAUGUGUAGUCUGAAAAUGUCUGUUCUCAUUAGGUCACAGAUGCUACUUUGCUUACUGAAUGUAUUAGAUUAAAUAUACCUUUUAUUCUCAAGAAUUACUUUACAACUCUUGCUUUAUAGUCACUCUUAACAAAGUUCUGAA